AUGGUGGAACUCUGCACAUCUUUGAUACAUGCUGACGACAAUAGCAAUAGAGUAAACGACGUGGCUCCGCCGAUAAAUGUAACCACCACCUUCCGCUAUUCUGAGGACGACCUGAUACCUGCAGUGGAACGGACAGCGGACACCGCGGGAUCCAAUGGGCAUUUUUAUUCGAGGGUAUCGCACCCCAACGGCGCACGGUGCGAGGUGCUCCUCGCAGAGGCGCUUGGUGGAGAGGCAGUCGUGUACUCCUCCGGGCUGGCGGCGUUUGGAGCGGCGCUGACGCACUUCAACCCCAAGCGGUUGUUCAUUGGCAGAGGCUACCACGGCUGCCACGGCGUGGCGGACAUAUGGGUGCGCAACCACGGCCUACAGAAGCUCUCGCUGGAGGAGGUGUCCGAGCGCUCGGAGCCCGGCGAUCUGGUGCACAUUGAGUCGCCAAUCAACCCGUAUGGGACGCUGGUGGACGUGGCCGGCAUUGCGGCGGCGGCGCACGAGAAGGGCGCUUACGUGGUGCUUGAUGCAACGUUCGCCCCGCCGCCGCUGCAGGACCCCUGGGAGCAGGGCGCCGACGUGGUGCUACACUCGUGCACCAAAUACUUCGGCGGCCACUCUGACCUGCUGGGUGGGGUUCUUGCGGUGCGCGAUGCUGCAGUCGCGCGCCAGCUCCGCCAGGACAGGGUCUACCUCGGCACCAACAUCGCGAACCUGGAGGCAUACCUCCUGAUACGCUCGAUGCGCACCAUGGAGAUGCGGGUUGUGCGCCAAAGCACCAGCGCCACCAAGGUGGUCGCUUACCUGGAGUCACACAAAGCUGAGUUUGGCGGAGUACUGGUUAAGGUGUUCCACUCGUCACUCCAGACCGAGCCUUAUGUGCAGCAGUACCUGCGGGGCGGCAAUGCACCUGUCUUCUCAAUUCUGCUGCGGACUGUAGAGCAGUGCAAGCGACUCCCGUCCCUCUUAAAGCUCUUCCACCAUGCCACGUCGCUCGGCGGCGUUGAGUCGCUCAUCGAAUGGCGCGCCAUGUCCGACACCACUGUCGAGCAGAAUCUCCUGCGGAUCUCGGUGGGUUGCGAAUCACCCGAGGACCUGAUUGCGGAUCUUGCUGGCGCGUUCCGCCAGUUAUAG
Molecule: messenger RNA, 1125 nt
Organism: Eremothecium gossypii ATCC 10895
Lineage: Eukaryota; Fungi; Ascomycota; Saccharomycetes; Saccharomycetales; Saccharomycetaceae
Product: putative cystathionine beta-lyase
Exons: 1
Coding region: 1-1125 (374 amino acids)
Biological process (GO): transsulfuration
Cellular component (GO): cytoplasm
Molecular function (GO): carbon-sulfur lyase activity; pyridoxal phosphate binding
Source: RefSeq, marked provisional